AUGGCACCCCCUGAAGCUAAUGCCGCCUCGCCAGACACCCCAGACAGGCUCUGCAAUACCUGCAAGAAGCCCGAGGAUCCCGCUGCGCCUUUGAAGCGCUGCGGAAAGUGCAAAUCUGCCUGGUACUGCACCCGUGAAUGCCAGACAAAGAAUUGGAAGACGCACAAAAAGCUCUGCGCGCAGACCGCACAAGCUGCAGCGAACCAAUCCACAGCAACCCCAGGGGCAGAGCCACGAGCUCGAGCCACAUGGCAGAAGCUAUCCUCCGCCUCCGGCGCCGGUGACGCCGAGGACCAUGUCGAACCGGGGCAGUCCGUCGCCCUGGACACCGUCAUCUCGAAGCCCUUCCACAAGCUUCAUGACAAGACAUGGCUGCACGGCCGGACCGAGAGGGACGUCUACAAGCUCUUGAUCGACACCUACCGUCUCCGUCUCGACGACGACUACACCUUCUCGGGGAUCCUGCAGACAGGCAGUAUCUACAGCGGAGCGACGGACGGGGGCGUGGGUGGUUUCUCGCGCUUCUUGGCCCGCGUUGAACAGAAGCCCGGCUUGCUUCCGGAGUGGUGGUCGAAAGCGAAGGCGGCGGAAUGUCUUGCGCUGGGCAAGAGCUCUAAGGACUGGGGCUUACAGUUUGCGGUUGAGAAGCACGACAUCGUCGAUUUGUACAAGAACCCGACUAUGCCGAUGCAGCUGCGGAUGUUCGGGGAGCAGGUGUAUGGGACUGGGCCAGGUGGGCAGAAUGGGGGCCCUAUGAUGCAGAUGCAAAUGGCCGUGGAGAGGCAGGAUUAUUGUCAAGCGACGAAUAUUGACCUUCGCGGAUAG
Molecule: messenger RNA, 825 nt
Organism: Penicillium chermesinum
Lineage: Eukaryota; Fungi; Ascomycota; Eurotiomycetes; Eurotiales; Aspergillaceae
Product: zinc finger MYND domain-containing protein
Exons: 1
Coding region: 1-825 (274 amino acids)
Biological process (GO): regulation of transcription by RNA polymerase II
Cellular component (GO): nucleus
Molecular function (GO): DNA-binding transcription factor activity, RNA polymerase II-specific
Source: RefSeq, a predicted model, not a curated record